This is a messenger RNA of Callorhinchus milii (elephant shark), 2495 nucleotides long. RefSeq names its product wingless-type MMTV integration site family, member 16 (gene wnt16). Gene Ontology annotation, biological process: neuron differentiation; canonical Wnt signaling pathway; cell fate commitment. Lineage: Eukaryota; Metazoa; Chordata; Chondrichthyes; Chimaeriformes; Callorhinchidae. Bases 21 to 1097 code for a protein of 358 amino acids. Gene Ontology annotation, molecular function: frizzled binding; cytokine activity. Gene Ontology annotation, cellular component: extracellular region. The transcript has 4 exons. The record is from RefSeq and is a predicted model, not a curated record.
GAGUAAUAAAUGGUUCCAUCAUGGAGAAACCGGCUUCUUUUGGAUUAUCUCGCCUGUGUCUGUUAUUUGCGGUAAUUAUAACAGUCUUUCCUUGCUGCUCCCAAGGAAAUUGGAUGUGGCUGGGAGUCGCAGCCUGUGGAGCCACUGAGAAAAUGGACUGUGUAGAUCUACCUCUUUCGAGCAAACAGAAAGAACUGUGCAAGAGAAAGCCCAGCCUCCUGCCGAGCAUUAAAGAAGGAGCCCGCAUUGGUAUCUACGAGUGCCAGAGUCAGUUCAAACACGAGAGGUGGAACUGCUCUGUAACAGAUGACUUCUCUGUCUUUGGUUACGAACUGACCAGCGGUACGAAGGAGAGCGCCUUCAUCCAGGCAGCGGGGGCCGCAGCGCUGGUUCAUUCUCUGACCCGGGCUUGCAGUGCCGGGAACCUGACCGAGUGCUCGUGCGACACGCGACUGCAGGGCGGCGGCUCAGCCAGCGAGGGCUGGCACUGGGAAGGCUGCUCCGACAACAUCCAGUAUGGCACGGCCUUCAGCAGGAAAUUCCUGGAUGCGCACAACUGGAGCGAGGCUGCAAAGGAAAGGGACGCGGUGGGCGACACCAUGAGCUUGCACAACAAUGAGGCGGGCAGGCAGGCAGUGGCUCGGCUGAUGGCAGUGAACUGUCGCUGUCACGGAGUGUCCGGCUCCUGCGCUGUGAAAACCUGCUGGAAAACCACAUCCCCCUUCGACAAAAUCGGCAGCUUCCUGAAAGAGAAAUACGAGAACAGCAUCCAGAUCCAGGACAGGUCGAAGAGAAAGGUUCGGCGGAAAGACAAAGUGCGGCGCAAGGUGCCGGUGGAGCGUGAGGACCUGGUGUACAUUAAAAAGUCUCCCAACUACUGUGUGGAGGAUCGGAGCGCAGGCAUCGCCGGGACCCGGGGGAGGCAGUGCAACCGCACCUCGCACGCCGCCGAUGGGUGUAACCUGCUGUGUUGUGGACGGGGCUACAACACCCAUGUGGUCAGGCACGUGGAGCGCUGCGACUGCAAGUUUGUGUGGUGCUGCUAUGUGCGGUGCAGGAAAUGCGAGACUAUGACCGACGUGCACACGUGCAAAUAGCCAAGCCCAACAGACCCUGCACUGCAACGAGCCACGGUAGUGAUCUUAUCAGCGUUAUUUAGUUAGAGGCUGCGCUGGGGCCAAUUGGCGGCCUGCGGGCCUGAUGCUGCCCGAGGGACGAUGUCAUCCGCCCUCCACCCUCCCUCCAUCUCAUCCGGUCCACCCACUCCCUCCGUAACCCGUAUAUGUUAUGUUUCUGGAAGGGAGCCAGAAAAAUAUGUGGCCUGAUGUGGCCUGAGGACAUUUCUCAAAUAGGGCAUCAGGCCCUCAGCAGCCAAAAGGUUGGGCAUCCCUGGCCUAUAAGAUGGAAAGGACUAAGCGCGAGCAAGCGCAAAGAAACAAAGACCAAACUGAAAUCCAAAGUCCCGUUGUCUGUGUGAGACAACCUUACAAAUAUUAUUAUGACAGGGAAUGCUUAAAAAUUCAAAUGAGUGCAGCAGAGGACUUCAAAGUUUGGUGCAAUAUUAAGUGCGCGGCCAACAGAAGGCUCCUGGGAUCUGGAAGUAUAUGGUCAAAUUGAACAGAACAAACAUCCAUCAAUCCCAAAAGGGCAGGAUCAUUUAGCUCAAGAUAAACCAUAACCUGUAACUUUAAAGGAACGUGACUAUUGGUGGUGGCUACAGAACACUGAAUGUUAGAAGCAUCUCAAUCAACCUCAACAAACUGUUAAGACCAACAACAAGGAAACACACAGGAUUUCUUUCAGAUUUUAAAAUAUGUUGCAAAUACUGUAUUUCUAUCAAUUUGAGGAAAGUUGAGAACACUGAAAUCAUAUAAACUGUAUUAGAAGAAGCUCCAAAAUGUGUUGCUAAAAUUUCGAAAUGAAAUACUUUGCUGUUUGGAAACACGAGUGUAACCAAUAUCUUUUGGCUUUAAACCUUAAAUAUGUUUGUUCAUAGGUUUAGCAGGAAAAAAACAUUGCUUAAAAGCUGACCAAAGCCUAUUUUGUUUGCAAGCUACAGCACUGGCCUUACCUUUGGAAGAUAAAAUCUUCCAAAUUGCUGAGCAUUCAUUCACUGUUGAAGAUGAAAGCACGAUAUUUACUCAGUGAUGACACUGUAUUUAAGUUGCUUGGCAACUUUGUAUCAAAAAUUAUAUUACUUUCAAAGUAAAAUAGUGUGACUUUCUAUGGCAUGUUAUAAACAAAUGGAACUUAUCUUUUGGAAAAUAUGUACAGAGAGUUUUAGUCUUGAUGACAUACAUGACACACUAACAGUUGUUUAUAUCUGUAAAUAUUCUUUAACUUAUGCAAAAUAUGUAUAAAAGUAUGUCAGUCAUAAUUGCAUUGUAAAAUUUGUAGAAUUUGUGGCUAAUCUUUGUUAUGAUUUUAUUAGUGUGUUUUCAAACGGUUUAGAUAAUUAGGAAACAUUAGUUAUAUUUUGUGCUUGCUCCUUUUAU